GGCUGUCGCACUUGGUCCAUUAGAGACCUCUGAAUCGCCCCUAUGGCGCUACCUGUAGCCGAGGGCCCGGCUGAUACGCCGCUGUCCCCGGCCCGGGACGACUCAGGGAGCCCCUCCUCCGGGAUGUGGGCCGCGCUUUAUGAUUACGAAGCGCGCAGUGAGGACGAGCUGAGCCUGAGGCGCGGUCAGCUGGUGGAGGUACUGUCCCAGGACGCCGCGGUGUCAGGAGACGAGGGCUGGUGGGCCGGCCAAGUGCAGCGGCGCCUGGGCAUCUUUCCGGCCAGCUACGUGGCGCCGUGUGGCCCGGUGCCGCCGCCCGCGCCGCCCCCGCCGCGACCCUGCUCGCCUGUGCACGUAGACUUCGAGCUCCUGGAGCUCAAGGAGCUGAUCGGCGCCGGCGGCUUCGGCCAAGUGUACCGCGCAACUUGGCAGGGCCAGGAGGUGGCGGUGAAGGCUGCGCGCCGGGACCCCGAGCAGGAUGCGGCGGCGGCGGCCGAGAGCGUACGGCGCGAGGCGCGGCUCUUCGCUAUGCUGCGGCACCCCAAUAUCAUCCAGCUGCGGGGUGUGUGCCUGCGGCAGCCGCACCUCUGCCUGGUGUUGGAGUUCGCGCGCGGCGGGGCGCUCAACCGCGCGCUGGCGGCCGCCGCUCCGGAUCCCCGAGCGCCCGGCCCGCGCCGAGCUCGCCGCAUCCCCCCGCACGUUCUGGUCAACUGGGCGGUGCAGAUCGCCCGAGGCAUGCUGUACCUGCACGAAGAGGCGGUGGUACCCAUCCUGCACCGCGACCUCAAGUCCAGCAACAUUUUGCUGCUGGAGAAGAUAGAACACGAUGACAUUUGCAACAAGACCCUGAAGAUCACAGACUUCGGGCUAGCGAGAGAAUGGCACAGGACCACCAGGAUGAGCGCAGCAGGAACCUAUGCCUGGAUGGCUCCUGAGGUCAUCAGAUCCUCCCUGUUCUCCAAGGGCAGCGACAUCUGGAGCUAUGGAGUGCUAUUAUGGGAGCUGCUCACGGGUGAGGUCCCGUACCGUGGCAUCGAUGGACUGGCUGUGGCGUACGGGGUGGCUGUCAACAAACUCACACUGCCCAUUCCAUCCACCUGCCCUGAGCCGUUUGCAAAACUCAUGAAAGAGUGCUGGGAACAAGACCCUCAUAUCCGACCCUCGUUUGCCUUAAUUCUUCAACAGCUGACUGCGAUUGAAGAGGCAGUGCUGACCGACAUGCCCCAGGAGUCCUUCCAUUCCAUGCAGGAAGACUGGAAACUGGAGAUUCAGCAAAUGUUCAGUGAGCUGCGAACCAAGGAGAAGGAGCUGCGUUCCCGAGAGGAAGAGCUGAGUAGGGCUGCGUUGCAACAGAAAUCCCAGGAAUUGCUGCUCAGACGCCGGGAGCAGCAGCUCGCGGAGCGUGAGAUCGACGUGCUGGAGCGCGAGCUGAACGUGCUUAUCUUCCAGCUGAGCCAGGAGGCGCCUCACGUGAAGAAGAGGAAGGGGAGGUUCAGGAGAGGCCGGCUGAGGCUCAAAGACGGCCACCGCAUCAGCCUGCCUUCAGAUUUCCAGCACAAGAUCACAGUGCAGGCUUCCCCAACCCUGGACAAACGUCGGAGUUCAGACAGCAGACUGUGCAGCCCACCCGGCAGCCCCAUGAUGCUCCCCCGCCUUCGGGCCAUUCAGUUAACUUCGGAUGAGAGCAAUAAAACCCGGGGAAGGAACGUGGUCUUCCGACAAGAAGACUUUGAAGAUGUGAAAAGGAAUUUCAAGAAAAAAGGUUGCACGUGGGGACCAAGCUCCAUUCAAACGAAGGAAAGACCAGAAGGCCGAGAGCGGGUAAGACCUCUCUCAGAUGGCAACAGCCCUUGGUCGUCUCUUUUAAUAAAAAGCCAGAAAACCACACCCUUGGCCUCACUGUUUGCGGACCAGCCAGGAUCUUGUGAAGAGAAGAAACUUGUCCCUGAUGGAUUGGAGCAUAGAAAACCAAAGCAAACAAAGUUCCCUGGUCAGGCCUACGUUGGUCUACCUCUUUGCAAAGACAGCCAGAGAGAAGACUCAUUAGAGGCUGAGAGUCGGGAGGAGGGACCCUCAAAAGGCUCCCCAGUGAACAACGUGGGUGCCCCCAUGCUGAAGAAGAAAACAGAGUCAGCUCUGUGUGAGUGUGGGGUGCUGCUGGCAUCGAUGGCUUUGGGACUGGAUGUCAGGAAACUACAUGGAGCCCAGGUCCACCAAACCAUCACUCAAGGAGGAAAAGAAGGGAGAGGGCACCCUCCAACCAGCCUCCAGGUGCCAAGCAAGUACCAAUUCACUUUUGAGGCAGUCAUCUGCAGUUAGGGCACCCAGUGAUGGCUCCACUCUCCUACUGCCAAGUGCCACAAGCCUUUUCUCAAAGUCUUCUCUUUCCACGAAGUGUUUGCUGCAGGCUGA
Molecule: messenger RNA, 2412 nt
Organism: Arvicanthis niloticus (Nile rat)
Lineage: Eukaryota; Metazoa; Chordata; Mammalia; Rodentia; Muridae
Gene: Map3k21
Product: mitogen-activated protein kinase kinase kinase 21
Biological process (GO): protein phosphorylation
Molecular function (GO): ATP binding; protein binding; JUN kinase kinase kinase activity
Source: RefSeq, a predicted model, not a curated record